AUGAGUACUGGCGAUUUUUUGACGAAAGGAAUAGAAUUGAUUCAAAAUGCUAUAGAUUUAGAUACAGCAACAAAGUACGAAGAAGCUUAUACUGCUUACUAUAACGGUUUGGAUUAUUUAAUGCUAGCUUUAAAAUAUGAGAAAAAUCCCAAGUCAAAAGAUUUGAUUAGAGCAAAGUUCACUGAAUAUUUAAAUCGUGCAGAACAAUUAAAAGAGCAUUUGGAGAAAAAACAACAGCAGCAGAAUGUUUCAGCAUCUAAUAAAAAGACUUCUGUUAAUAACAAUAACGGCGAUGAUGCUGAUGAUAAUAACAAAUUGAGAAAUGCCUUAAGUGGGGCUAUCUUAUCGGAAAAGCCUGAUAUUAAAUGGGAUGAUGUUGCAGGUUUAGAUGCUGCAAAAGAGGCUUUAAAAGAAGCGGUUAUCUUACCUGUGAAGUUUCCACAAUUGUUUAAAGGCAAAAGAAAGCCCAUAAGUGGUAUAUUGCUUUAUGGACCACCAGGUACUGGUAAAUCUUAUUUAGCUAAAGCUGUCGCUACGGAAUCCAAUUCUACUUUUUUCAGUAUCAGUUCUUCUGAUUUGGUUUCUAAAUGGAUGGGAGAGUCCGAAAGAUUGGUUAAACAGUUAUUUGCUAUGGCUAGAGAAAAUAAACCAAGUAUUAUUUUUAUUGAUGAAGUUGAUGCAUUGACUGGUCAAAGAGGCGAGGGUGAAAGUGAAGCAAGCAGAAGAAUUAAAACUGAAUUAUUAGUACAAAUGAAUGGUGUUGGAAAUGAUAGUGAUGGCGUAUUAAUAUUGGGUGCAACCAAUAUUCCUUGGCAGCUAGAUGGCGCCAUUAGAAGAAGAUUUGAGAAGAGAAUAUAUAUACCACUACCUGACCUAGCGAGCAGAACUAAAAUGUUUGAAUUAAAUGUUGGCGACACUCCAUGUAAAUUAACUAAAGAAGAUUAUAGAACUUUGGGCAAAUUGACUGAGGGUUAUAGUGGUAGUGAUAUUUCGGUUGUCGUUAAAGAUGCUUUAAUGGAACCGAUAAGAAAGAUUCAGAUGGCCACCCAUUUUAAAAAUAUAAUUACCGAAACAAUGGAAUCCGUGACUACAACAGAUGGCAAUGACAUUACAAAUACCAAUAUUGGUAAAAAAAGGCAACUGUCGCCAUGUUCCCCUGGAGAUAUGGGUGCAAUAGAAAUUUCAUGGACCGAUAUUGAAGCUGAUGAGUUGGUGGAACCAGAAUUAAACAUCAAAGACUUUAUUAAAGCUAUUAAAAAUUCAAGACCUACAGUUAAUGAAGAAGAUUUGAAAAAACAGGAGAAAUUCACCCAAGAUUUUGGUCAAGAAGGUAAUUAA
Saccharomycodes ludwigii is the source of this 1338-nucleotide messenger RNA. RefSeq names its product AAA family ATPase VPS4 (gene VPS4). Gene Ontology annotation, molecular function: ATP hydrolysis activity; ATP binding. The record is from RefSeq and is a predicted model, not a curated record. Bases 1 to 1338 code for a protein of 445 amino acids. The transcript has a single exon. NCBI's taxonomy places the organism in Eukaryota, Fungi, Ascomycota, Saccharomycetes, Saccharomycodales, Saccharomycodaceae. Gene Ontology annotation, biological process: vacuole organization; endosomal transport.